AUGAUGGUGGUACUAUUUGGUCUUUGUCUUACACGGAUGGGGAUCUUCACGAUGGAUAAGCAAAAGUGGCUAUCCAAGACCAAUCUUGUGUUUUUCACGCCAUGCCUUUUAUUCAGUAACAUUGCAUCCACUAUCUCGAUCCAAAAGCUCUUUGCAUACUGGCCGAUCCCAGCCUUUUAUUUCACCUUUGCAUUUGUAUCAUGGCUCCUUGCCCAUCUGGUAUCAAGAAUGGCAGGUUUAAAUGCACAAUAUCGCCGUUUUGUGCUUGCUUGUAGCGUGUUUGGCAAUACCAACUCGAUGCCAAUCGCUAUCAUCACUAGUCUUGCUGUAUCCGAAGCCGGGCAAAUUCUCUUUUGGGAUGCAGAUGAUUCUCAAGAGUUUGUGGCUGCAAGAGGCAUUUCCUACACUCUCUUUUAUGCAAUUUUCGGCAAUCUCCUUCGUUGGUCGUAUGGCUAUGGCUUACUCCAAAAGACCGAACAAGAUUUACUAGACGAGCAGCAAGAACAUGAUAUGCAUGGAAGAGCCGAAUCCGGGAAGCUCAAUGGAGGUGCCGAGAUUGUCAUUAGCAAGGGAUAUGGUAGUUGUUCCCCGAUUCAAGACGACGACGAUGAAGGACGACAACAACAAGGACGCAUGCCCGAUCGACGAUUGAGUUCCAUGACCUUGACGGCUGCAACGGAUCAAGAUGGCGAUGACGAGGACGACGUUAAGCAAAGCUAUGCUGCUGCUGCUGCACCCGUAACGCCCAAAGAGGCACCAGAGACAACACAGCUACUUGCAUCAUUCCCAACCUUACCAGCAGGCGGCGAUAUGGAUGGUUCAUCAUCACACAAGAAUAGCAGCAGCCAUCUGAUUUCUGAUUUGAUUAUGCAAGCGGGUCAGCGGAUUCAUCGUUUCAUGUCGCCACCAUUAUACGCCGCAUUUCUGGCUCUUGUUGUUGGAUUGACACCCUUGAAGCAUUUGCUAUACGCCAAAGACUCAUUCUUGUAUCCAUGUCUCACCAAAGCUAUUGAAAACUGUGGUCGUGCUGCAGUCCCACUUAUUCUCACGACGCUCGGUGCACAAUUGUACAUUAUCUCAACUUCACAACAUUCAGCUGCUCCAGCCAUGAUGAAACCUGUUGUAUCAGCCAUCCUUGUACGCAUGGUCAUUAUGCCCUUUGUCGUCGCUCCUAUUACAAUCGCCUUCGUCGUAUAUGGUGCUCGCAUCUCAUUACUUGCAACAGACCCUGUAUUCAUUACCAUGAUGGUGGUUCUUGGUUGUUCACCCACAGCUAUCAACCUUGUGCAGAUCACUCAAGUCAAUAAUGUGUUUGAAGAGGAAAUGCUUCGUAUGCUCUUUUGGACUUAUGGUGUCGUUUGUAUCCCUGUUUGCACAGCCGUCGUUUUCCUCGGUCUCACCAUUGUCGAUAAGGUCAUGUUAUAUUAA
Messenger RNA from Lichtheimia ornata, 1428 nucleotides. RefSeq lists its product as uncharacterized. The record is from RefSeq and is a predicted model, not a curated record. The transcript has 3 exons. Gene Ontology annotation, cellular component: membrane; endoplasmic reticulum. Gene Ontology annotation, biological process: transmembrane transport. Bases 1 to 1428 code for a protein of 475 amino acids. Lineage: Eukaryota; Fungi; Mucoromycota; Mucoromycetes; Mucorales; Lichtheimiaceae.